GAAAACUAAAAGCUCCAAAAGAUGGUUGUAGCUAUGGGUUUUGGUAGAUUACUUAUGCAACUUGUGCUUGUUGGGGUGCUAGUAGCACCGGCAGCAGCUCAAGACGAUCGCCCCAACUGCCCACAACGUUGUGGGAAUGUAAGCAUCCCAUAUCCAUUUGGCAUAAAAGGUUGUUGCCGAAACGAAGAUUUCCUUAUCACUUGCAAGAAAAUCGAUUCUAAUUCUCCACAGCCGCAACCUUUCUUGGGGAAUACGGGUAUCGAGGUUACAAACAUAAACAUUACCCUUGGUGAACUGCAAAUCAAUAACAACGUAUCCAAAUAUUGCUACAAUAGUGAUUAUUCCUCGACUCGGGAUUACCAGACAAGAUUCACAAGAACGCUCACUUUGUCUAACUUCACUGUUUCCAGAUCAAGGAAUAAGUUCACUGUUGUUGGUUGUAAUAGUUAUGCAUACCUACAUGGCUUUGGACGAAAGGAGAAUUACAGUACGGGGUGCAUGUCCAUAUGCGACUCCCCCCAUAAUGUGUAUGUCAAGUCUUGCGCAGGCAGUGGAUGUUGCCAGAUAGAGAUUCCUGAUGGACUAUACUCUGCAAAUGUCACAGCAUACCGUUUCAACGAACGUGAAAACGUGUCAAAAUUCAAUCCCUGCACCUAUGCCUUCAUUGUAGAAGAUGGCAAAUUCAACUUCUCUUCCAAAUAUGUUGAGAAUAUUCCACAAGAUAAGUUUCCAAUGGUGCUUGAGUGGUCAAUUCAUGACUACACAAAUCAAGAAGCGAGCGAAGGAAUCAGCUCUGCGUGUAAGCUUAACGCCUUCAGUUACAAACCGGACAGCGUUCCUGGAUAUCGUUGCAAAUGCAAUGAGGGUUAUGUUGGGAACCCAUAUCUUGGUUGCCAAGACGUUAAUGAAUGCGAGGAUCCUAGCCUCAACAAAUGUGUUGUUUCCAAAAAUUGUGUAAACACAGAAGGAAACUAUACCUGUCUCUGUCCCAAGGGCUACCGACGCGAUGGAUUAAGAGAACGUGGAACAGGUUGUACUGCUGAAGAUAAACAAUCAUUGAAGACAAAAGCUAUCAUCGGUUCAAGUAUUGCCAUUUCCCUUCUAUUUGUCAUCAUGGCAUGUGCAUUAUGUGGAAUUCAAAGAAGGAAAAUCAACGAGCUUAAACAGAAAAAUUUCAGAGACAAUGGUGGGCCUGUUUUGCGACAAUUACUGUCCAAGAUUGAAAGAUCCGCAGAAAAAGCUAAAAUUUUCACCGAAGAUGAGCUCAAAAAGGCAACGAAUAAUUUUAAUGAAAGUGAAAUUGUCGGCCGAGGAGGUUUUGGUAUAGUUUACAAAGGAACUUUAAAUAACAAAUUAGUGGCAAUAAAAAAGUCCAGAGUUAUGGACCAUGAUCAGAUUGAGCAAUUUGUUAAUGAGGUGUUCGUUCUCAGCCAAAUCAAGCAUCCAAAUGUGGUAAAGCUUAUAGGUUGUUGCUUGGAAACGUCAGUUCCCUUAUUAGUCUAUGAGUUCAUUACCAACAAGACCCUCCAUCACCACAUACAAAAUGAAGUUAGUGGGUCAUGCAUGCCAUGGAAAACUCGUCUGAAGAUUGCAGUGGAAACUGCCGAUGCACUUGCACAUAUGCACUCUGAUGCUCCCAUACAUAUCAUUCACAGGGAUGUUAAAUCUGAAAACAUACUCUUGAAUGAUGAUUUCCAAGCAAAAGUGUCUGAUUUUGGAGUUUCAAGAUUGGUUCCUUUGGAUCAAACUCAGCUGCCUACAUUGGUUCAAGGAACAUUUGGAUACAUAGAUCCUGAGUACUUCCAUUCAGGCUUGUUAAAUGAAAAGAGUGAUGUGUAUAGCUUUGGGGUUGUCCUUCUAGAGCUAUUAACAGGAGAGAAGGUACUUUCUUCUGAUAGGCCAGACAAGGACAAAAGUUUGGCUGCCUUCUUCAUUUCUUCAAUGAAAGAAGACCGCUUGUUUGAAAUUCUCCACGAACGAGUGAGAAAUGAGGGAAACCAGGAGCAGAUUAAGGGGGUUGCUGAGCUCGCAAGACGUUGCUUAAGAUUCAAAGGAGUGAAAAGACCUACAAUGAAGGAAGUUAAAAUGGAACUUGAGGAACUAAUGAUCGGCAAAUGCCUUCAUGUUGAAGUUCGCACUGAUUUUGAAGAGACAGAGCCCCUGCUUGGUCCACCAACCAACUUCUGCAGCACUAGUGUAUCGAUUGGACCUGAUAGCACAAAGUAUCAAGCAGCCCUGCAGUUAGAGAGUGGGCGUUGAUCAUCCUCGACUGGUAAACUAUAUGUUGCAUGCUUAUGUCUACACUCUACUCUGUGAGUGCCCUGUGUUAAUACAUAUGUAAUGUGAGGAACAAUAUUGCAUUUAUGUGAUAACAACAAAAUCUACUUUAGUUGAAUGUUGGAAAACA
This is a messenger RNA of Hevea brasiliensis (rubber tree), 2407 nucleotides long. RefSeq names its product wall-associated receptor kinase 2. The transcript has 3 exons. Gene Ontology annotation, biological process: cell surface receptor signaling pathway; protein phosphorylation. Gene Ontology annotation, cellular component: plasma membrane. Lineage: Eukaryota; Viridiplantae; Streptophyta; Magnoliopsida; Malpighiales; Euphorbiaceae. Gene Ontology annotation, molecular function: polysaccharide binding; protein serine/threonine kinase activity; calcium ion binding. The record is from RefSeq and is a predicted model, not a curated record. The coding region runs from base 22 to 2259 and encodes 745 amino acids.